AACGCCAGGGGAGAUAAGGGAAGAGGGACAUAACGGGGAAUCCACCACGCCGGGAGGGACUCAACGAGGCUUUAAUAAAAGGCCAAGUGAAUCUCUGCAAGACGCUGUUGGAAAAGAGGAGGAACCAGUAGAAGGAAAGGACACCUACAAGAGUAGCCCCUGGCGUCCGCUCUUCUCCCUGGCUUCUAGCGCACCCCGGUCCUAAGCCAGGUGAGCGGCCGCCACCUCGUCAGCAUCUCCACGACUGGUUCCUCCAUGAACUUGCCCAGAGUCAAGCGCCUCCCGGGCUCGGACGGGGAAGACGGCGAGGUCGACAUCCUGGGGGAGGAGGAUGAGGGCGAGGAGGAGGCCAAGGAGAGCCAGCCGUUCCCUCCGCAACUGGCCUCGCCCCGGCGGCAGGGCGCGCGUCCCCGGGAGCGCACCAAGGGCGCCUGCGGUCCGGGCGCCGCCUCGGAGUCUGACAGCAAGUCGAAGGCCCCGGCGGGGAGCGCGGCUGCCUCCGGGGACGCCCUGCCGCGGGCAAAGCCACCCUACUCGUACAUCGCGCUCAUCACCAUGGCCAUCCUGCAGAGCCCGCGCCAGCGCCUCACGCUCAGCGGCAUCUGCGCCUUCAUCCGCGGCCGCUUCCCCUACUACCGCCGCAGGUUCCCCGCCUGGCAGAACAGCAUCCGCCACAACUUGUCGCUCAACGACUGCUUCGUCAAGAUCCCCCGGGAGCCGGGCCACCCGGGCAAGGGCAGCUACUGGAGCUUGGACCCCGCCUCGCAGGACAUGUUCGACAACGGCAGCUUCCUCCGGCGCAGGAAGCGCUUCAAGCGCGCCCAGCAGCCCCCGGGGGCGCACCCGCCCUGCGCACCGCUCGCAGCACUGCCCUGCCCGCCCCCGGGGCUCCCGCUCGCGCCCCCAGCCCCGACGCCGCCGGGCCCCGGGCCCUACUCUGCCGCUGCCGGGCGCCGCCCGUGUGCUCUGCUGCACCCGCUCCCCAUCCGCUACCUGCUGCUCCCGCCCCCCGCCUGCGCCCAGGCGCCCGGGAACGCGGAGGGGGCUGCCCUGGGAACCCCUGCUCCUGGACCAGGGUGGAGGGGAAGGCGUCGGCGGCGCGGCCAGGGGGCGGGUGCACAUCCUUCAGCAUCGAGAGCAUCAUGCAAGGGGUCAGGGCAGGGGGCGCCGGCGCCGUGCAGAGUCUGCCCCCCGCCCCGUGGGGCUACUGCCACCUGCUGCAGCGCCCGUCGUGCCUGGCGCAUCCCCAGGCCGCUGCGCCCUGGCUGCACGUAUCCGCCGCCGCCGCCGCCGCCCGGACGAUUCUGCAGCAGGGCCGGGCCGACGGCUGCGCUUCCGCCAAGGGCGCGCUGCUGGGCCGCCACCUGUCCGCCGCCGCGGCGCUGCUGGGGUGUCAGCCUGGGGCAGAGAGUUCCAGGCUGAUGCCCCUGGGGGCUCCUGCGGACGGAGAGGGGACCUCGCCAGCCUUUUGAAUAGCACCUCACCCUGUCCCGGGGUGCACCAGGAGCCAGGUGGGAGGGCAGCGAGACUGGGGUCCCCUCCAUUCGCUGCUCUCCACUUCAAGCCCCACCUGCGCUGCCCGAACCAGGAGAGUGCGUGGUGGUUUCUGUUCGCGGCAAAAUGUUUACAAACGAAAAAUUGGAUUUCGUCCCCUGGAGGACAACCUGAUCGUAGUGUCGCCUUUUCCUGCCUCCAGCUGUGACUUCCGCGGCUUCUGCUGUUUGCAUAUUUCCCAAGAACUAUGAACGUGAGUGGGGUAUUCUGUUCUGGUUCAAAGAAAAGCAAAGAAAAUGCGAUGUCCAGUGUGUAACACAUUUCCCCUCCUUCGCUCCCUUGGAAUUGCAAGUAUUUUUCCCAAAUCCAGUGCGAAACGCUUAUGCCCUCAGGGUCUUCCUGAAAUGAUAUAUACUAUAAUUAGAAUAAUGAAUUUCAGAACAUUCAUUUCUUAUCUGUGUAUCUAAUGUGACGUCUUCCGUGGAGAGGGAUUCAAAUUAAACCUAGGAAUCCAGUCUAAAUAAACGUGAUAAAUCACUACAUCGUUUAUUUUCUAUUCUCAUCAUUCACUUUCUAAAUUGAGCUGACUUUUACAUUAUACUCUUUCAGUGAUUUAAACAAUAUACGUUUGCCAUUCAGGUUCAUUAUGGAAAUCAGAAACAAAUCAUGUUCGAUAAGGCUAACAAAAUGCCAAAUACUUGAAAUUGACCCAGUCUUGGCUUUUAAAAUAUGAGAUUUAGUAUUUAUGAAACCUCAAAAAGAAAAAGAAUUGGGUGAAAUAUAACUAUACCUUCCAUUUAUUUUCCUCCUUUCCAAAAGUGCUGAUUUUUCUCAUUAGUAAGGUGGAAGAUGAUUUGAUAUCAAUUUGGCCAAUAUUUAUUUGAGGGAAAUAAAAGUAAUAUUUUUCAGAAAGCAUUAGACUUUUCAAAACCAGACCCAGAGAAAAGAGAAGCAAAGGGAAAUAGCGUCAAAGGGACUGUUUCCAACGGACAUUCCCAAUUUUAAAAAAUCUCUCUCCAGGCAGGUACCUUCUAGUGCCCCCGCAUGCCUUCUUUAGAACAGAAAGGAC
Messenger RNA from Loxodonta africana (African savanna elephant), 2563 nucleotides. RefSeq names its product forkhead box protein D4-like. The transcript has 2 exons. NCBI's taxonomy places the organism in Eukaryota, Metazoa, Chordata, Mammalia, Proboscidea, Elephantidae. The record is from RefSeq and is a predicted model, not a curated record. The coding region runs from base 256 to 1422 and encodes 388 amino acids. Gene Ontology annotation, biological process: anatomical structure morphogenesis; cell differentiation; regulation of transcription by RNA polymerase II. Gene Ontology annotation, molecular function: DNA-binding transcription factor activity, RNA polymerase II-specific; RNA polymerase II cis-regulatory region sequence-specific DNA binding.